AUUGAUCCGAAAAAUCCAAGCAAGCUUGCUUUUUUUUAAUUAUUUUUGAUAAAGCGAGUAUUAAAGUAUGCUGUUCGAACAUGGAACUGUGAGCAUGCCGCGUGCAUGUAUGCUGUUCGAACUGGGAGUAUUAAUUGGAGCGUGUUUUAAACGUUAGGGUGAGGGAGUUAUAGUUCUAUCAAACCCACUUCCUAUUCAUUGCAUACACUUAACUCAUCCUCAAUCUUUUAACACACGCCGUUUCAUUCUCCGUAGCAGCGCAUACACCAUAAAAAUUCGAGAGGUUGCAGCAAUUGUAGGUUACUCAUCUCUUUGCUUUCGUGAACUUUAAGAUUUAAGGUUGCUGCUCUUUCCUGCUGACUUCGCGGACAACUGAAAUCUUCUAAAUGGACUUCAAUGAUUCACGGGAUGACAUUGUGCCAUUGGCAAACUUGACUGGCAUCCAGUUUGGUCUGUUGACAACAAAUGAGAUUAAAACUUUAUCUGUUAUCCCAUCUAUAAACAAAACUAAGGAACUUGUUGACUCGCGUCUAGGAUUUCCAAAUCCUAGUCAAGAACGAAAAUGCUCCACUUGUGGUGGAACUGACAUCAAUCUCUGUGAGGGACACUUUGGGUGCAUCACUUUACCAAGGCUUAUAUACAAUCCAAAUCUAAUUGUUGACACGGUAGAUAUAUUGAACAAGAUAUGCCCAUCCUGCUCAAAUGUGAAGGAAAAAAAGAAAAAGACAAAUGUUUCAACCUACUUUUCAUUCAUGAAAGAAGGUUGUGAGAAAGGAGAUAAGAGAUCAACUCAUUUAGAAAAGGAUGGAAAUUAUAAAGCCAAAUAUCGGUCAAAAAAAUCAAAGUUUGAUGUUGGUGUUUCUUCUCAAAAUGCUAAUAUGGAUGGGAUAUCAAGUGAUAAAGUUUAUAUGGUCUCUUCUGAUGAUGAAGACCACCCAAAGAUUUCCGAACGUGGAAAGGUUCAAAAUUGCAAUGGAGGCAAUAGACCCAAAAGAAACCUGCCUCCCAGAAAAUCCAAAAAUCCAAAAAUGGACUACUCCGAAGCAUCUCUGUCGAAACUUUCACUAUGGAAACAGGAAUUGAUACAAGAGGACACCAAUAAAUUACCUGUCCAUGCGAUGAGGUCAACUGGAAAGACAUCGAACAAAGUGCAUAAUGGAAGGCUAUCUUUAGAGGAAGAAAAGUAUUCAGAUGGACACUUUUCUACUGUUGUGAGAAAAUGGCCAGUAAAUAUAUCUACAUCAAAGCAGAAAACUAAUGACUGGGGUAGCAUAAACAAAUCAGAGACUGAUGGUGGGAGAAAGUGCAAAUAUUGCCAAACAGAUGUGGAAAAUACAGCUAUAUUGUAUCCACCAAUAAAGUUCCGAAUUGCUUCUAAACACAUCUAUGGAAAAACUUUACCAAGUGUUAUCAUGGAAGUGGAUUUCAGUUCUAGAAGCAAGAUAGACAAAGAUUGGAGAAACCAAAUUGCCUCUGAUUAUUGGGGAUUCAUUCCACAGUGGCAACAUAAUUAUAAUGGUGAAAUUCAAAUGCCUCUGCUUCCAUUUCAGGCAAGGGAUAUUAUGAGAAAGAUCAAAGAUAAGCGAAUUACAGAUUCCCUGGAAGCUCGGUUUCUUGAGUGUAUUGCUGUUACUCCAAAUGUAUAUCGCAUUGAAGAGAGAUAUCACAGGCUAAGCAAUGCACUUGCAUUAAAAUUUGAUAAUAAAACUAGGGCACUUCAAAGGUUAGUAACUAACAUUGAUUGUGUAAAGCGGGCAUCAAUUGAGUCAACUACAUUGAGCCAUGCUGAAAAUAUUGCUUGUACUUUUGGAGGCUUAGUAUUGGACUGUUUUGAAUCCUCUAAGCUUGCUGAUGAAAAGUCCCCUGCUUCAAAAUUCACCAUCAAUGUAAAUUAUGGUGCAACGUCCAAUAAAACUAAAGCCAGUUCUGGUCUGAGAUGGGUAAAAGAAACCCUUUUGGGAAAAAGAUCAAACUUGAGCUUUAGAAUGAUCACUAUUGGGGACCCUAACCUUGCGGUAGAUGAGAUUGCUAUCCCCUCUGAUAUUGCAGAAAUGCUUACAAUUGAAGAAAGAGUUAAUUUUAUGAACUGGGGAAAGCUGAAAGAAUAUGUUGAUGAUAUUCUUGCCAAAUGUUACCUACCAUGGAUGAAAAGAAAUGGAAAUCGUCUACGUAUAUUUCAUAGUAAUCAGUUGGAAAUUGGAGACAUUUUUUAUAGGGAACUCAAAGAUGGAGAUCUCAUUUUGGUAAAUAGACCCCCUUCUGUCCAUAGGCAUUCAAUCAUUGCUUUCAGAGUUAAGCUUAAGCAGUUUAAGUCUGUAGUUGCACUUAAUCCAGUUGCAUGUGCUCCUUUUGGAGCAGACUUCGAUGGUGAUUGUUUAGAUUGUUUUGUCCCACAAUCGGAGAAGUUCAUUGCAGAGGCAGGUGAACUCAUGGCCUUAUCACAACAGGUCAUUAAUUCACAAGGUGGGCAGGCUCUGGUAGCAGUUACUCAUGAUAGUUUGCUGGCUGGACACUUGAUAAUCUCAAAUGACAUUUUUUUUGAUAGAUUUCAGAUGCAGCAGUUUCAAUUAUUUUGCAAUUCAUCAUUACCAAAGCCAGCCAUCGUAAAAGCACCUGUGCUGAGAGGCCCAUUGUGGACGGGAAAGCAAUUAUUUAGCAUGGUAUUUAGCAAUGUAAACUACAGAAAUUUUAGAAAAGAAGUCCUUAUCUGUAAUGGGGAGCUUUUGUUAUGUUCUGGUGGAUCAGAUUGGUUACGGAAUUCACGUGACAGCAUCUUUUGUGCCAUUGCCAGAGAUUAUAGCCCUUCCAAAGCUCUUGACUACCUGUAUUGUGUUCAGUCUGUUUUAAAUGAAUGGAUUUCAGGUAGUGGAUUUAGUGUCAGCUUGUCAGAUAUUCAUCUGGCUUCCAGUGCAUCCCGUCGAAUAAAAAUGAUAGAUGAAGUAAGCCUUGGUAUUUUGGAAGCAAAACAUUCAUCUUUUUGUGCAGAGACUUUAUAUGACCCUUGUGCACGCCAGAUGCUUGUUCCAGAACAGCAUGAACGCCUAUCAGCAUAUUGGAAAAAUGUCAAGAUGAUAGAAAAUGAAUCUGCAACUUUAAGCAAAGAAGCUGCUCAGGAAUUUAAGAGUGUUUAUGCUGACAUCAUUAAGGUUGUUGCAGAACAUAUAGAAAAAGACAAUGCUAUGUUGGCAAUGAUCAAGGCAGGGAGUAAGGGUUCAUUGCAAAAAUUAGUACAGCAGGGUGCUUGUCUUGGUAUGCAGAUGCUUAGAGAAGAGGAAUGUUUCCCUUUUGAAAUCCCACAAAAGAUAUGUAGCUCACAGUGGGUUUGUAAUUCUUCAGCAGUGAAGAACAAUGGAGACGCAUCAAUAAAUAGGAAUGGUUCAGGUUCAAUUGAAAAGUGGUAUUCAUGUGGAUUGGUAGAGAACUCUUUUUUGGAUGGUUUGAAUCCUAUAGAGUAUUUCCUACAUGCAGUUUCAUGCCGUGGCAAUUCCUUUGAGCAAGCAGCAGAUAUACCUGGCCAAAUUUUUAGAAAGCUCAUGUUUUUCUUGCGUGAUAUAUACAUUUCUUAUGAUGGCACGGUUCGGAAUCUUUAUGGAAAUCAAAUCAUGCAGUUUUCUUAUGGUGAUCCUGAGCAAAGUAAUUCAAAAGAGAGUGAUUUGUUUCAUGGAAAGUUCAGAAAAGCACCAGGGGAACCUGUCGGUGCUUUAGCAGCAUCAUCGCUGGGUGAAGUUGCUUACAGCAUUUUAGACAAGCAAUUCAGAAAAGGAGAAGACCACCCUUUGCAUAUUCUUAAGCAAUGUUUUUUUUGUCGAUCCCAUCAACAAAAUGCACGUGCUAGUCAGAGAGUAACUUUGCGAUUAUCAAAGAAACUAGAAAGAAUUCAUUGUGGCAGAGAAUAUGGGGCUCUUAAAGUGAUGGGGCAUCUCCAAAAAGUUAAAUUACAUGAGCUGACCACAAGGGUUGCAAUAAUGUAUGAGCAAAGAAGCAAACUGGAUACAAAAUAUCAAGUGCCAAUGCUUUCUCCAUGGGUUCCACAUUUUUUGCUCUCUAAGGAAACACUAAAGGAAAAGAAACUGUCAGUGGAAUCACUUAUAAGUGUUCUCAAUCAAGAGUACAGGUCUUUGAGAAAGAAGUGGUCAGGAUUUAGUCUUCCUCGUGUGGAUAUAACUUGCUGGAAGCAUUGCCAUUUUCAUGUUGCAGACAAAGAAGAUAAAGAUACAUUGUGCUUGGUAUGCUUGACAGAGGUUUCCUCAGCUGCUUUUUACCAGGAUGGUGUAGCAUAUUCAGAGGCAGUAGCAGAUACUUUGGAUGUGGUCCGUGAUUUUCUGGUACCAAGACUUCUGAAUGUAGUGGUUAAAGGAAAUUCUAAAAUUGAUUAUGUAAAAAUAACAUGGGAGGAAAACAAGCUAGGAGAUGAGGUUGGAAAGAAUACACAAAAUGGUGAGCUUGUGGUCACUGUUGAUUUAUCAAGAGACUGUAAAACAGGAGAACAAUGGAACUUACUUCUAAAUGCUUGUGAGGCAAUUAUGGAUCUCAUUGAUUGGCAACGUAGUGUUCCAGAGAGUAUCUACGAAGUAUGGCAUAGCAUUGGAAUCGAUGCUGCCCGGUCAUGUUGUUUGCAGAGGCUUGGGCAUGUUGCUAGAGCGAUGGAUAAAGCCAUACAUAAAGAGCAUUUGUGCUUGACAGUAGACUGCCUAUCUGUUACUGGAGUGUUUCAUGGUUUGACACCCACUGCUCUUAGUAAACAGCUAAAUCAAACUUCAACUUCUGCUCCUUUUGUUGAAGGAUUUUUCACGAAACCGAGAAAAAACUUUUUGGAAGCAGCUAAGAAGAGUUCUUUGGACAAUCUAUCUGGGACUUUGGAUUCACUGACAUGGGGUAAAGUUCCCUCAAUUGGCACUGGCAUGUGUUUUGAUAUUCUACUGAAUGAGAAGAAACGGGAACCUAUUAAGAGUACAGAUGUUUGUGAACUUCUGAAUGAGAUUAGAAAUGAUCAGGUUUUGGGAUCUCAAGGUGAUUCGGUGGAGAAAUUUCAGCCUAUGGACCUGACAGAAAGCCUUAAGUCUAUAUAUGGAUUGUUGGGUACAUUCACUCACCGAUACAUACUGAAAGAUCAAAAGGAAAAAUGUGGUUUCCAACCAAGUUUUGAGAAGGAUCACAGAACAACUAGUCAACUAUCUGCCAUAAAUACUGAAGAAACAAACAUCACCUGCGAUUUGGAAAAUUACAUUCAAGAAGUGGAGGAGGCAGAUCUCCCACCAGGUUUUGAGCCAGAUAGUGUUAGAGUGCAGAAUGAUUCUGUUGAUCAAGAGACCCAGCAAUGCAAGGAAAAAGCGUUUGAUAAUGGCCCUUCAAGAGUACCAAUCAGACCAAAGUUUCGCGAAAACUUAAACCAAUGGAAGUUCAUAUCACUGUUGUUUGAUCAUUUGCAAAGGACACUUCACAAGAGUUAUAGAGUGGGUGAAACUCUGGAUGAUGAAGAUGGAUCUUUUGUUCUAAAAGUUUUACAAUACCAUCCUCGAAGUACAGCUAAGAUUGGAAGUGGGGUCCAAGAUAUUAAGAUUGGAUGCAACCCGGAAUACCCAAGAACACGGUGCUUUGUAGUGGUUCGUAAAGAUGGUUCCACAGAUCACUUUUCAUUCCAUAAAUGUCUCAAAAAUUUGGCUGCCAAAUUUUCACCGUCACUUGCAUUUGAAUACGAACAAAGAUUUUGCCCCCAGUAACUACCAUGGUUUCAAUAGGUCAAACAGACCAAGCUAAAGUAUCUUAUAUCAUCUAACCCUCUCCUUUUGCAGUGAAAUAAAAGUUAAAAGCUAGCCUUACUGAAUUGUAAAUUCACUUUAAAAGAUCCAAUCUUCUCAUGAACUUUUGAUAUUGAUUACUAACAUUCUACUUCUUAUAUUUUCCAGUCUUCUGUAUGUGUGUUGAGAAAUCAAUUUCCUAGCAGAGCCACAAAUCAUUAAGAAAUGUAAAUCUACAGUUCUUUGAAAUUUGAUUCCAUCUGCUGAAACUUGACAA
Cryptomeria japonica (Japanese cedar) is the source of this 6015-nucleotide messenger RNA. Its product is annotated as DNA-directed RNA polymerase IV subunit 1. Gene Ontology annotation, molecular function: DNA binding. The transcript is spliced from 21 exons. Lineage: Eukaryota; Viridiplantae; Streptophyta; Pinopsida; Cupressales; Cupressaceae. Bases 387 to 5720 code for a protein of 1777 amino acids. Gene Ontology annotation, biological process: DNA-templated transcription. Gene Ontology annotation, cellular component: RNA polymerase II, core complex. The record is from RefSeq and is a predicted model, not a curated record.